Drosophila virilis is the source of this 3471-nucleotide messenger RNA. It is a transcript of the gene beat-Ic, whose product is annotated as beaten path Ic. NCBI's taxonomy places the organism in Eukaryota, Metazoa, Arthropoda, Insecta, Diptera, Drosophilidae. Gene Ontology annotation, biological process: motor neuron axon guidance. The record is from RefSeq and is a predicted model, not a curated record.
ACUUAACAGUGGACUGCUAUGUGAGAAAUAUCCCCUAAAAGGCACAAAUUCGAACUAAAAAGCUUUCGCAAAUUACAUCACACGCUGUUCACGCUCUCACACAGUCAGCUGUUCGCCGCACUCACAAAAUGCCCAAACACGAAGCGCUGUGCGGCCGACUGGUUAAGCACUUCGGCUGCAUUCGUUAAGUUGCGAGCGGCGCACGAACGAGCAAAGGGCGACAGCAUUGGCGACCGCGGCCCACAGCCGGCGACUGCGACAGGCAGAGGACGACAGCUUCCUGCUGCUGCUGCUUCAGUUACGUUGAUAAUGUCAAAACGUUUGGUUCGCUGUGCUGCUGCUGCUGCCAGUGCUGCUGCUGCUGCCGCCGCUGAUGCUGCUGCUGCUGCCGCUGUCAACGACGCUGCCACGCAAGGACAACAACAAGAAGAGAACAACAACAACGCCAACGAAAUAUGUUGCACAGGGCGCGUCUGGUGCAUAAAUAAAUAAGAAUUAGCGGACGACAACAAUUAAUAAACAAUACAAAGUAAAAAUAAAAAAUAAAAAAUACAGUUGCAUUUGCCAAAGGCAACAAAUCAAACAAAAACAACCAACAAACAGCUUCAAAUGCAGCCAAUGGCAAUGUGUCAGGAAUUGUGAGAAUUAAUAUUUCACUAGAGAUUUGUGCGUUUUGGUAACAAACAACGUAAAACUUUUGUUCGGCUUUUACAAUAUUUUAUGCUCUUUACAUUAUUUUUGGGUAGGGGCCGAACACUGUUUUCUCUGCUUCGCUUUUUUUUGCGUUGCGCGUAAAAUUAUAAAAAAUAUGUGAAAAAUGCGCAACAACAACAACAAAGAGAGAAAUAACAAUAACAACUUUUGGGCAUUCACGUAGGAUAGCACGGUCCGGUUUCGGUCUCGGUCUCGGUCUCGGUCUCGGUCUCGGUCUCGCAUUUGAUACCGGUUCAAGUCUCAGUCUCACAGUCGGUCACAAAGUUCAAAUCCCACGUCGACGACGACGCCGUGUGUGUGUGUGUGUGUGCGGAAUGUGUGUGUUUUUACACAGGACUGCAACCGGCGAGCGUUGUGUAACACUGUAACGUGCUAAAUUUAUUAAUUUAGACUGCAAAUAAUCAAAGGCAACAACAACAAUAAUGCAAACAAUUUGUUAGGCCCCAAAGCUGGUUUCGCAGACUUAAAAUAAAAGGCAGCCAGACGAUAUUGGCCAGCAAAGUGGCUCAAAUACAAUUGACAUUUAUUGGCCAAUAUAUAUUUAAGGCGUCCGCCCAAAGGAAGUGCCUGCUACGCCAGACAGCAACGCAAAGCGAGACACAUAUAGAAAGAGAAAGAGAGAGAGAGAGGGAAACUAAAAAAUAUAUAUAUAAUAAAAACUAGGUUUAUAGUAUAUCUUGAUGUUGUCAAUGCUGCACAAGAACUGGCUGCAUUCUGCGCGCAUGCAAAUGCUAGGCAGGACGACGAACAGGACAAGCAACAGCACAAUGUCAUCCUGUGGACAACGUGGGCGUGCCCAGACAGCAGCAGGCAUUGGCUGUCUAUGCUGGAUGGCAUUGCUAUUGCUGCUGUUGUUCGUGCCGGAUUUUAUUGUGGCGCUCAAGGAUGUUUCGGUUAGGAUACCACAGGCUGUUAAACGCGGCAGCAAUGCCUUGUUCACCUGUAAUUAUGAUAUGGAAAACGAUACGCUAUAUUCGGUGAAAUGGUAUAAAGGCAAACGUGAGUUUUAUCGCUAUACGCCAAAAGAGAAUCCCGCAAUGAAAGUGUUUGCCAUGACAAGUGGCCUUAAUGUCGAGCGUAACCUGUCGAAUCAAAGUCAUGUCGUGCUGCAGUCGGUGCCGCUGAAUAUUUCGGGCAAAUUUACAUGCGAAAUAUCUGUGGAGGCGCCCACUUUUCAAACGGCGAUGGUCUCUGGCGAAAUGGAGGUGGUGGAGUUACCGGAAGAGCACACAGUGGUUACCGGGAUACAGGCACGUUAUCGCAUUGGCGAUUUGGUCGACGGCAAUUGCUCAAUUAAAUACUCGAAACCGGCUGCUAAUUUGACAUGGACUAUUAAUGGUAUUGUGGUGCCGCCGCAUCAUAUCAAGACCUAUCAGAUUGAGAAACAAGCGAAUAGCACUCUGGAAUCGGUGACAAGUGCCAUUCACUUUAUGGUAACCACACAGCAUUUUCUCAAGGGUCAGAUGAGGCUCAAAUGCACGGCCAACAUAUUUGAUAUAUUCAAAGAGGAAAUCGAAAGCAUUAUCGAAGAAGAUCGACCCAGAAUAAUGGCAUCCGGCAGAUCGUACGAUAUCAAUAAUUAUCCCCUGGACGAGCAUGGCAAUGGGCAUGGCGAUCGAGAACGUGGAGGCUAUGAGGAUCACAAUGAAUCGUAUUUGACGCACUUGGCGCCGGAUAACAGCGCGUCGGGCGCUUCGAGCGCUGCUCACGAAAUCUUCUGGCGCGUUUGGCCAUUCAAGCUUAUGGAGGCGCUGCCAUUUCAGCACAUAACAAAGCUUCACACACACAUCAACAGGCAGCUUUCAAAGUGGGCGUGGCACUCUGCUAGAUGCGCCACAUGGCUUAGCGCAGCGAACGGAAUUGCGACGGCGACUGCAUUCGCACUGCCCCUCUGCCUGUGGGUGGGCCAUCAAAUUAACAACUGUCAAUACGCCAGCGACAAAGCAGCGACGCAACAGUCGGCCAGCGACGGUGGCGACGGCGGCGACGGCGGCGACAGCUGCGACGGCGGCGUUGCGCGUGUUGUCAAUGUGACAAUGUCAAAGGCAGCGUCGAAUGAGAGCGACAAAUGCUUUUAUAAUUGUCAAAUGGCAUUGGCAACACUUUCGGGCUGUCUGCAACGGAAUGACGAUAAAGAUGAUGAUGUUGAUGAUGAUGGCGAUGAUGAUGAUGACGAUGCUGGGAAUAUGGCAAGUGCUGCCGAGUCAGGCGUUGAUUUAACUGCUGCAGCAGCAGCAGCAGCAGCAGCAGUGGAAGCAGUGGAAGCACUAAAGCGCCAACAUCAACAGCUGUCAGCGACACUUGGCAAAGUGGGCGCGGCCGCGCUGCCGGAUCAACGAUUAUUGAUGACUUGGCCGACGCUGGCUGCGGCAGCGGCAGCGAUAGCGACCUGCUGAUGCUGAAUUAAUGAUGAAAUGCAUUCCGGAAAGUAGCUUAAGGUGCUGCACAUUUCUCUUAACCAACACGCCAUAUUUGUUUUUUUCUCUUAUUUGUUUUCAUGCGAGUAGUAGCGCAAUAAUUAACGCCAGAAGCAGAAGCAGAAAUAAACAAAAAUUAAUAAAUAUUUGCGCAGCAGUACGCCUUGGCACAAACAUACUUAAGAGUGGCAAAAGCCCGGUUUGGGCUUCAGGCCGGAUGACGUGGGGGUAGAGCAAGCAAAGAGAAGCUUAAAUAAUAUUAAAGAGGCAAAUUGUAAUAUGAUAAGGCAAAGAGAAAUGUAAUAAACGUAAUUCAAGUAAAUAUUAUAAUUAUAAAAAA